GACUGGGGUUCUACGAUUGUAAUGUGUUUUACGGAAUGAUUCAAAUCAGGAGUUCAGAAAGUUGAGAAGUAGUUAAAUUGUGUUCGUAAUACGUCUUGCACGAGAAUCUGUUUGCAAGUUAAACUGACCUUACUUAAAGGGACUGAAAAUAAAAACUUCGAAAAAAAAAAACAAAGCAUCGGAAGUUACUGCAUCAUGUUUUGCAAAGGAGUAGUUGUCAUAUGUUAUAGGCUAGCUAUAUCAAACACCUUCGUGUUUUUCGCCUUGGCUUCGUUUUGACAAAGAGUGAUGUGUUGUCACAUUGGAUAUGGAACUGACUUUCGUGCAAGCAACGAGAUACUUUCAUUUAAAUUCACCAGAACACAACACAUACAUUCAAGGUGCAGUCCGUUCACGACAUUCCGCUGACUUAUAUUCAUAGUUUUAGUUUCCUUGCAAUGCAAUGACAGUUGUCUCUAAAAUAAAAAACAUAUUGCUUAAGGAAUUUAAACUAAAUAAACUUUAAAAAUAUAGACGCGGACGGGUGUUGGGAGGCGGGAACACACUUUGGAAUCCGUCAUCGAGCAGCUGUCGAUACUGAGAUAUACCUGCGAGUGUACCUGUCCGUACCUGUGAUCGGGUGAAAUGUAAAAUCAUGAUUGAAGCUGAGCAAAACAACGCGGAAGUGUUUGCUGUUGUAAUCAACGCUCCCAGCAGUACGCAAGAAGUCGACUGAAGCUCAGUAACUAAACAAAAUGACUGUGUAGUUUCGGGUUCUUCCAAGAAAGUUUACCCAUUGAAUUAUCAUCUCUCCUUUUAAACGUACACAUGGAAUCUGAAAACAACAAACCCGAUAGGGGCAAUCAAAGGAGUCGGGUUAACAUUGAGCUGGUGCCGAUAAGAGAUCCAGACCACGCCACAGAGACAGACCACACUUCUCUGAUUCCAUGUAGUAAAUAUGACUAUGUGUUGGUGGGUAAAGAGUAUGCAGGUGACUCGGAGCACGACAGGAAGCAGAAGGCUUUUAUCAAGGCUCUGGAGAAUAAAGGCUAUCAGACCCAGAAACUCAGGGAGAAGAAUAAAGUGUAUUUUGGCAUACGUGCCCCACAAGAGAUAUUUUCAAAGUAUGCCCACCUCCUGAAGAAUCCUGAUAACUGUUCGGAGGAAGAGAAGGUAUCCACACCCACCAGAAUUCGGAUCGUCAAAUUUAUGCUGGACAACACUUUCAUCGGAAAUGGAGAGAAACUGCAUGCAUUACUGAAGGAGAAAGUCUUUGAAGCUGUGUUUCCUCUGCAUGAGGAGAGGGAACAGAAGAAGCUUAUAAAGAAGUGGGCUCGCUGGACAGCCUGCUUCAAAACACAGCCCAUUAACGAAGUCAGGAUGUAUUUUGGGGAGAAGGUGGCCCUGUAUUUCCUGUGGCUGGGCUGGUACACUUACAUGCUCGUACCAGCGGCUCUCAUCGGGGUCAUAGUGUUCCUCUACGGACUGGCUUUCUUUGAAAGCAACCCACUUAUUAAAGAGGUCUGUGAAGGGAACUCCACUAUAAUGUGCCCGCUGUGUGACAAGUGUCCCAUGUGGCAGCUUUCUGAAACCUGCACCUACGCCAAGGUCACCCAUUUGUUUGACAAUGAGGGCACAGUGUUCUUCUCUAUGUUCAUGGCCUUGUGGGCCACGUGGUUCCUGGAGAUCUGGAAGAGACAUCGCUCUCGGGAGGUCUGCAAGUGGAAGCUGAACAACUGGGACGAGAACGAGGAGGAGCUUGCCCUGGAGCUGAUCAAUGAUCCGGACUGCACUCAGGAUCGAUACCAGCACUCCUACCUACGCAGCAUCCUGGUUCUGGUUCUGGUGUGUUGCAUGAUCGCACUGAUCGUUGGGCUGGCCCAGGCGCUCGUGGUAUUCCGGGUCAUUGCGACAGUGUUUCUGUCUGCGAGCAAGUGGCAGCUGAUGAGUGACCACGCCAACACCGUGGCAGUCAUGAUGGGAGCAGUGCUGCACUAUCUGACCAUCACCAUCAUGACCAAGGUCAAUAGAAAAGUGGCCUUAUUUCUGUGUGAUUUAGAAAAAACGCGGUCGAACACAGGCAGGGAGAGAAACUUCACUGUCAAGAUGUUCACCUUCCAGUUCCUCACCCUGUUCUCCUCGCUCAUCUACGUCGCCUUCUUCCUGGGGAGGAUUAAUGGGCGUCCAGGGAGCUACGUCAGAAUAGCAGGGAUGUGGAGACUGGAGGAGUGCCACCCCAGCGGCUGCAUCACAGAUCUCUUCAUCCAGAUGGCCAUCAUCAUGGUUCUCAAGCAGACUCUCAACAAUGUGGUCGAGUUCAUGUCCCCCUGGGUGAAUUACAAAAUACACAAUCUGCAGGACAAGAGUCCCAAGGGGGGCAGCGAGUCAAACUGCAUCCGGGACAGCUGGCUGCAUAACUACCACAUGAACGAAGUCGACGCCUUCAGCCUGUUCAACGAGUUCCUGGAAAUGAUGAUCCAGUACAGCUUUACCACUAUAUUCGUGGCUGCCUUCCCUCUGGCCCCUUUACUGGCUCUCAUCAACAACCUCUUUGAGAUCAGACUGGACGCCAUCAAAAUGGUCAGCCUGGAGAGAAGGAUGUUUUGCAAGAAGACCAACGACAUCGGGAUUUGGCUGCAGGUGCUGCACGCGAUUGGGGUGCUGGCAGUGAUCGCCAACGGGCUGGUGAUCGGAGUCACGUCAGAUUUCAUCCCCCGUCUGGUCUACAAGUACAUCUACGGACCCUGUGCUAAAGGAGCCACGGACAUUGACUGCAUGUCAGGGUACAUUAACAACAGCCUGUCCACCGUCUAUAUGAAGGAUCACAACAUCCAGAGGGACUUUGAGCCGGGCCAGCUCAUCUUCAACGGCAACAAUGUGACCCAGUGCAAGUACAAGGAUUACCGCAGUGAUGAUGACUAUGCCUACACGUCUCAGUUCUGGCUCAUCUUCGCUGCGCGCUUUGCCUUUGUUUUACUGUUUGAGCACGUUGCCGUUGUGAUAAAGUUCAUCGCUGCCUGGUUUGUACCCGAUGUCCCGCUGGCAGUGAAAAACGAGAAUCUGGAUCGCAAAUUUGAAAGAUUGAAGAGAGAGCUGAGGAAAAUGGAGAAUCGAACCACAGAUAUAUGAAGACUGAACUUUCAGGAGAGACAAAAAAAAAAAAAUCCUGUGCCAUUUCGCUGACAGAAAACUGUGAACUUGAUCAUUUUAUCUUUUUUUAAAAAUAUGUUUUUUAAUGGUUUACAUAUUCUUCAAACUGUAACGCAUGGAUACAAAUUAAGUACGUAAUUGCAUUAAUCCUUCUGGAAUCCCAUUGUGCUGGGUGUUCUGGAAUCCCAUUGUGCUGGGUGUUCUGGAAUCCCAUUGUGCUGGGUGUUCUGGAAUCCCAUUGUGCUGGGUGUAAAGAAAAAAAAGAGUAAAUGUACAGUAUAUUGCAUUGUGUGAAUUGAUUUGUUGAAGUAUAGAAAUCUUUGUUUGGUCCCUUAUACAGAUAGAGGGGUUACCUGGAUCCGCAAAUCCCCUGCCAUCCACUCCAAUGUGUUCUUCAAAUGAUAGGCAUAUCAGUAUCAUUCAAUUAAUGACAAAUAAAUACCCAAGCAAACAAGAAUGGCACAAGUCAUUUUAAAUUUUGCAUUAAGUGAUUAUUGUGCUGUGGUACAAGUGACAUGAAGAUUGCAUUAAAAUAUGUUUUAUAUGUAUUAA
Messenger RNA from Acipenser ruthenus (sterlet), 3681 nucleotides. Its product is annotated as anoctamin-9-like. Gene Ontology annotation, cellular component: plasma membrane. The transcript has 24 exons. Gene Ontology annotation, biological process: chloride transmembrane transport. The coding region runs from base 808 to 3108 and encodes 766 amino acids. The record is from RefSeq and is a predicted model, not a curated record. Lineage: Eukaryota; Metazoa; Chordata; Actinopteri; Acipenseriformes; Acipenseridae. Gene Ontology annotation, molecular function: protein dimerization activity; chloride channel activity.